This is a messenger RNA of Symphalangus syndactylus (siamang), 5922 nucleotides long. RefSeq lists its product as uncharacterized. The record is from RefSeq and is a predicted model, not a curated record. Lineage: Eukaryota; Metazoa; Chordata; Mammalia; Primates; Hylobatidae.
UGUUAGCCCAGCCCACCCAUGCUGGUGUUCACAGGGCGGGAUGCCAGCGGGCAUGUUGGGUGCCCUGUCCCCCAUCCCAGACAGGACAUUUGAGGCUGGAGCACAGGGGCUGGCAGUGUCCUCAGAGCCACGGGACCGAGGGCAGGCUGCCUGGACCCUGGGAGCCUCAGUGUCCUCAUCUGUGAGAUGGGAGGGUGGUUAGCUCUGCCACAAGGGCAGACCAUGUGCGGCUCAGUUUGGGCUCUGGGCACCAGCAGGGGUGUGAGCUGAGAGUCAGAGUGCCAGGAAGAAGCCAGGGUGGUUACAGCCUCUAGCAGGUGUCCCAUGGCACCAGAGCCCCUUGGGGUCCUCCUCUCCUUUCCACACCACCCCUCCCUCCUCGGCAAGGCCUGGCCCCCUUGAUGCUGGGCAGGGAGAGGCCGAGAGUGAAAGGGAGACUGUUAUCUGGGUGCAGCCUGCCCCUGCCAUGUUCCUUUGUCCACCGUGCCGACCCCUCUGCGGGCUGUGGGCUGGGGAGCCAGGGCUGAGGGGGGAGGCAGAUGUGAUCACACAGUGGUUCGCAGCCGCCCGGGCGGAAAGGAGGAAGGCUGCGGGUGGGCCCUGGGUGCAUGGCCACAGCCUCCUCCCCUUCUGAGUGUGGUGUGGGAAGUGCACGGGGCUGAGGCUUGGAGUGGGGUCCUGAGGGGUGUGCAGGAGUUUACCAGACAAGCAUUGUGGGGUGAGUAGCAGCCAUUGCAGGGUGAGGAAGGCAUGAAGCUACGGGGAAGUGGGCACAGGCGUGGGCUCAGCAGGCAGGAGAGGCAGAGAGACUGGUGGCCAGCAAGGCCUGGGGGGCUGGGAGGAGCCUGAGCUUCCUCCAGUGGCGUGAGGAGCCGGGUACAGAAUGGACUGGUGGGAGGCUGGGAGGUAAGAGCAGAACAGUCAGGCCUGGGUACCCAGGGGUCCCAGCAGGAGUGAGGAGAGUGAGCCCAGCUGGCAGGUGGGGAAGCGGCCAGAAGUGAGCCUGGUUGGGCAGGGAGAGAGAGGGGUGCUGCCCAGCUUGGCCUGGCUGGGGUUGGAUGGACAUGUUGGGUGUGGGGACUCUGGUCUGAGUGGGCAGAGGCUAUGGCAUCAGGGGUUCAGAGUGGCCUGCAGGGGCUGCUGACCAGGACAGGGGCCUGAGAUGGUGGUAGAGGCGGGUACGUGGGCACCCCGGGAGGCAGGGUGGGAUGAGAUCUGGGCAGGGUGGUAGAGCGAGGGGAGGUGAGACCCACGAGUCCUCCUCUAGAGCUGGCCUGGAGCCAGGGUGUCGGUGCAGAUGCGGCUACGCAGAUGCUGGCUCUGCCACUGCAGGCCUACGACGGCCGGAAGGUUGAGUAACCGCUCUGAGUCACACCUGUGAGGCAGAUGAUGCCACCUGUCUCAGUGGUGGGGACUGAACUAGGUGAUAUAUUUAUGGCACUUGACAUAGUCUGGCAUGUAGUAAACAGUCUGAAAAGGACAGUUGUUGGCAUUAGUUCUGUGAUGUGCCUCAGACUGUAUUGGAAGGUUGUGACCAGGGUCACAGUUCAUUUGCAACCAGGUUCAGGGCUCAGUGUAUGAGCAGGGUCAGGUUCAGGGUGUGAUCAUGGUCAGGGUCCAGCACGUGACCAGAAUCAGGGCCCAUUGUGUGCCCAAGAUCAAGACUCACAGCCUGACUGGGAUCAAGGCUCAGGGUGUGACUGGGCUCAGGGCUCAGGAUGUGACCAAGAUCAGGGCUUAGAGUAUGACUGAGAUCAAGGCUCAGAAUAUACGUGGGUCAGGGUUUAGUGUGUGGCUGGAUUCACAGGCCAGGGUGUGAUGGGAAUUGGGGCUCAGGGUAUGAUCUGGGUCAGGGGUCAGUGUAUGAUGGGGUUCAGGGCUUAGUGUAUGAUGGGAUUCAGGGCUUAGUCUAUGGCUAGAGACAGGAAUUAGUUUUGUGGGCAUUUGGGAGCCAUAGAUGAUGUUGGGGCAGUGGCAGGACGAAGGUGGGACUGUGGGUAGAAAUGAGUGCUUAGGGGGCAUAGGGUGGAUAUAGGGUUCAGGAGACGAUUGGGAGUGGGAGUUCAUGGGGUGGAAACCGGCAGACACUCCGUCACCAGCCAGGAGAAGCCAUCGGUGGGAGGGGGCCGGCUGGUUCAGACCGAGUAUGCAGGGAGGGCCUCUGUGAAGUGGUGACUCCUGUGCUGAGAGGAGACCCAGGCGCCUGAAGGUCAGGGAAGGCGUGCAGGGCAGGGGGCCUGACAUGUGUGAGGGCCUGGGCUGUGCUGUGCCUGGCUUGGGCCAGUCCCCGGCAGUGGCCCAGCCUGGCUCUGCCUCACCUCGGCGUGAGUUGAGGCCAGGCUUCGUCUACCACUCCUGGUGAGGCCUGCAGUUCUCAGACCCCUGGGCCUGCCCAGGCCACCGCCCAUCCCUUCUCCGUCACCUGGAACCUGCUGAGCAAGGGCCGUCGGGAGUGACUGAUGAGCCAGGCAGGGAGGAGAGGGAUCAGGUGGACCAGUGGGAGAGCUGGCGGGCUUGCGGCUGCCAGGCCUAACGAGGGCAGGCGGAAGCAGAUGGCUACAGAGGCCUGGGCCGGAGCCAGCCUCAGAGCAGGCGCAACACACUUACUCGGCCGCCUGUGACCUUUGUGGCCGGCCGGCCUCAGGCCAGCCCAGUGUCUUGGAAACAUUUACUGGGGUCACCCUGUCUCCCACCUGUCCCUGUCCAGCUGGUCUCCUAGCCCUGGGCCUCAGCUCUGCACUGGUACAGUUAUCAGUGACUGAUGAGCCAGGCUGGGAGGGAUCGGGGGGCUGGUGGGAGAGCUGGCAGGUGAGUUUUGGUGGGAGAAGUACCAGGUGAUGGGACUUCAAUCCCGGAGGACCACCGGUGUGAGGCCUGAGCUCCAGGCUGUGGCAUGCAGGAGUGGUGCGGAGCAGGGUUUCCUGCCGGGCACGGCAUCCCUGUUCCCACCGUGCCCUCCCAGAGCGUAGUUUGGACAACCGAGGUGAGCAACGCUACCUGGGGUAGUUCCAGGGGCCUGUCUGGAGGCAGUGGUGUUUGAAAGCCUAGUGGGUUGGCAGUGCUUCUGCACACGAAGAGAAGGCGACUCUUGUUCCGGGGAGGCACAGCUGGAGCCGUGGCACCUGGUACGCUUGGGCAGCACAGCUUGGCCCUGGAGGCGAGUGCCAGGUGUGGGGGGUGUCAGUCGUGUGUCUGUGCGGGCCCCAGUUGUGUGCGUGUGUGCAGGCCCCAGGGGUUGUGUGUGUGCGUGUGCGGGCCCCAGGUGUGUGCAUCUGUGCGGGCCCCAGGAGUUGUGUGUGUGCGUGUGUGCGGGCCCCAGGUGUGUGCAUGUGUUUGGGCCCCAGGUGUGUGUGUGUGCGGGCCCCAGGUGUGUGCAUGUGUGCGGGCCCCAGGUGUGUGCGUCUGUGCGGGCCCCAGGGGUUGUGUGUGUGCAUGUGUGCGGGUCCCAGGUUGUGUGUGUGUGCGUGCGUGUGUGUGGGCCCCAGGUGGGUGCAUCUGUGCAGGCCCCAGGGGUUGUGUGUGUGCGUGUGCGGGCCCCAGGAGUUGUGUGUGUGCGUGUGUGUGGGCCCCAGGUGCGUGCAUGUGUGCGGGUCCCAGUUGCGUGCGUGUGUGCGGGUCCCAGGUGUGUGUGUGUGUGUGUGUGCGCGUGUGUGUGUGCGGGCCCCAAGUGCAUGCAUCUGUGUGCGGGUCCCAGGUGCGUGCGUGUGUGCGGGUCCCAGGUGUGUGUGUGUGUGCAUGUGUGCGGGCCCCGGGUGCAUAUGUGUGCAGGCCCCAGGUGCGUUUGUGUGUGCGGGUCCCAGGUGUGUGUGUGUGUGUGUGGGUGCGUGUGUGCGGGCCCCAGGUGUGUGCAUCUGUGUGCGGGUCCCGGGUGCGUGCGUGUGUGAGUCCCAGAUGUGUAUCUGUGUGUGCACAUGUGUGCGGGCCCCAGGUGUGUGUGUGGGUCCCAGGUGCGUGUGUCUGUGCACAUCAGGCGUGUGGCCUGCACCACCCCGAGGACAGAGCCCCAAGUGGGCGACCUUAGGCCUCGUUUUGGCCUGGAGUGGAGUUCGGAGGAGCUGGGGGUGGGAGGAGCAAGGGGGUGUGGGGGAUGAGGAAUCCUCGAUGGGCAAGGCCCUCCCCGGGCAGGGGCUUCGAACCGCACUCCCCAGGGCUCCACUGUCACACUCUGAUUCAGGUAAGGCUGCCGCAGCCCUCGGUCUCACAGACCAGCAGGUGGCUGGCUUCAUGGAGGCCGAGGUGCAGACUGCUGGGAGCUGAGGCAGGCGUGCCCAUUAGGGCAGGAGGACGGGGGUUGGCCUACGGAGGUGGCAGCGAGGCAGCCCGCAAAGAACAAGGCUGGGAUAGGUGGGACCCUGAGGUUACCCGUCCAGGGCAGAGGCGAGCUAGGCUGAGCCAGGAAUCCUGGCAAGGAUGCUGAACCCCCGAUCCCUGGGGCCCUGCUCUGAGUCUGGAAACCUAGGUUUGUGUUUGAGCCGGACCCUCUGCUGUGCCGCCUGGUGACCUUGGACAGGUUCCUCCAUUUUUCUGGAUUCUGCCUUCCCCACCUUCAUUCAUCUGGUUCAUGAUGUUGACUGAGCAUCCCUGCUGGGCGGGGCCCUCGGGGGAUCGGGGACAUGGAGGACACUCGGCUGUGGGGAUAGCAGCCACAUCUAGCAGGGGCUUUGAACUGGAUCAGGGGGACACCAGCAGGGCCUGGGAGGCAGGGAAGGCUGCCUGGAGGAGGCAGUGCAGGGAAGGGUAGUCCAGGCUGCAGGAGCAGUAUGUUCGUGAUGGAGGGCACAGGGCAGCGUGGAGACUGCGGGGAAAGGGGGCGCCCAGGCUGGGAUGAGUGGGGCCGCAGGGCAGCCGGGCUGACUCGGGAUGUCGAGCAUCUUGGGGGGCAAGAAGGGCUACCCAGGGCUUUAGGAGACAGUGCAACAUGCCAGGGUCAGCAGACUUGGGGCGGGGGCCAGGAAGGCGUCAGCUUCAGGGUGGGGGGUACCCGAAGCACCUCUUCUCCCCAGGCCUCGCCUUCCUGCCCGGCCGACCACCUCUGCCUCCUUCCAAGGGCCCGGAAAUGGACUGCACCCCCUUUCUCCUGAAUUCUCCAGUCGUCUGGAAGCUCUGUACACAGGGGGCCUUUGUUCACGCCCCCGAGGCGUACACCCACCUGCCGUGUGCCGGCACGCCCCAGGCAUGGCGGUUCAGCCUGGCUUACGACUCGGGUGAUGGGUUGGGAAGUUGCUGUGGGUGAACUCAUCCAUACAGAAGCGAUGUCAGCCUGAGUCCCCUCCACAGCUGUGCACACCCUUCAUCCACCUGACUUCCCUGUCUGUCCUCAGGCCUGGCGUGCUGGGGCUGUGCAGGGCCACGGGGUCGGGAAUGGCGGGGUCUGUCGCAGGCCCAGGCCCUUUUGAGGAUGGAAUGAGCUGAGUGCAGUGGCCAGAGGCACAGUCAUGUGAAGUGGGGAAGCGUCUUCUGGGGACACCGCUGGGGAAGAGCCCUGAGGGGAACCAGGGGGCCUCGGGGGCUCGGGGCGUUCUUGUCAGGAAAGGGAGGCUGGCCAGGGGCAGGGCCAGGGUCAGCCCAGUGGCCUUUGCAGAGCCGGAUGGGGCAUUUGGACGACGCCCAGGGCAGGAGAGUCAGGGAGGAGUGGGGGCCCUCCCUAGGAAGGGGCAGUCACCUAAACUACCCCCCAGGUGGUGAGGAGGAAGGGCCCACUUUAUUCGGGUCACCCCGGCACCCGGAUGACACCCCAGCUCCCACACUCCUGCCUCUGAGCAGGGCAGAGGUGCCCUCCAGUGCGCUGGUAACCUCCCCCAUGCCGCUGUGGCUGGAGAGGAAGUCACGGGGGGCAGGGCUAGAGGUGGGGAUGCCUGGGGCUAGGGCUGGCAGCUAGGCCUAGAGGCUGCAGGGGACUGAGGGGCUGUGGAGGUGACACAG